Carassius gibelio (silver crucian carp) is the source of this 1002-nucleotide messenger RNA. It is a transcript of the gene rnf151, whose product is annotated as ring finger protein 151. Bases 1 to 762 code for a protein of 253 amino acids. NCBI's taxonomy places the organism in Eukaryota, Metazoa, Chordata, Actinopteri, Cypriniformes, Cyprinidae. The transcript is spliced from 4 exons. The record is from RefSeq and is a predicted model, not a curated record. Gene Ontology annotation, molecular function: zinc ion binding.
AUGGCAAAGGAUAAUACAACUGGAGGUUAUGAAGUGGAGCAGUUUGUGGAGACCCCAGAUGAAGAUCUGAUUUGUGUCAUCUGUAGAGCAGUUCUACGCUGUCCUGUACGACUUAAAUGCAACCAUGUCUUCUGCAAGGAAUGCAUUUUACAGUGGAUGAAAAGACAGGUGAAAUGCCCAUGUUGUAGGCAGUCUAUCGAUCAGAACCAAAUGCUGGUUUUGUUUAAGCUGAGUAAAUCCAUUGGCCGUUUAUCAAUCAAGUGUCGAAAUGCACAGCAGGGCUGCAGGGCCACUUUCCCGCUUUCUAACGAGUACCUCCACAUCUCCAGCUGUCCGUAUGAGUGGCAGCUCUGUCCCCAUGAGGGCUGUGGGCAGCAGGUGCUGAGGAAAGACGCGCAGGCGCAUGAUCAGAGCUGCUGCCACUGGCGACAGCCGUGUCCCAUGGGCUGCGGGACGGUGCUUGUCCGUGAGAAUCAGGCCCAACAUAACUGCUACAGAGAUCUGCAGCAGCGCUAUGUAGCCGAGCGGCGGAAGCAAAGGGCCAUCGCAGCCAACCUGCGCAGGAAGAUGCAGCGUAUGCAGAGCCGGAUGGCACAAAUAAGGAGGCAGAUAAAUCUGAUGUGUGAGAGCCUGGAGGUUGGAGAUCUGGAAGUUGAAGCAGGGGAGGGAACCAGUGUUUGGACUGAUGCUAGUGAUUCCAGUCCGAGCGGCAGCAGACACCGUCACACCGACAGCAGAAGUUCACGAGUCAGAUUUAUAUAGAGAUUCAAAGAGAGCAUUCAAGUUAGUUUUUUAUGUGAGCGCGUUUUAUUAAAUGUGUCUUUCCACUUUUAUAGUCAUCUUAGGGAAUCGUUCACUCAAAAAUGAAAGUUAUUGGCAUCUUUGUUUACUCACCUUCACGCUGUUCCAAACCUACAGCAUAUAAUUACCUUCGUUUGGGACACAUAAAAGAAACUAUUUUGAAGAAUGUUUGAUCUGUCCAUACAAUAAAAGUCAAAUGGG